Molecule: messenger RNA, 1419 nt
Organism: Scedosporium apiospermum
Lineage: Eukaryota; Fungi; Ascomycota; Sordariomycetes; Microascales; Microascaceae
Exons: 5
Coding region: 1-1419 (472 amino acids)
Biological process (GO): transmembrane transport
Molecular function (GO): transmembrane transporter activity
Source: RefSeq, a predicted model, not a curated record
AUGAGCGCAAAAGGCGACCAACAUCAGGAUGCAUCUCAGGUCAGGGUCUCGUUGGAGAAGCCCGUGGACAGUGUAUUGAGCCGCACUGAGGGUGACGUUGAAGUACACAACCUCGAUCUUGUCACCGAGGCCAUUGACGCUAUCGGAUUCGGCAAGUAUCACUGGCAGUUGACAUUCACCUGCGGGUUCGGCUUUCUUGUUGAUCAGAUGUUACUCGUGUCGGUCAGCCUGGUGACUCCUCAGGCCGCCAUGGAAUUCGGGCCUCGAUACGCGACUCUGCUUUCGGUGGGGCUGUACGCCGGGCUACUGGUAGGCGCAUUGUCGCUGGGCGCAUUGGCGGACAAUCUCGGUAGAAGAUUUAUCUGGCAACUAUCCAUAUUCGGUGUUUCCAUUGUCACCUUACUUGCUGCUAGUUCGCCUAACUGGGCUGCGUUGAACGUCUGGGUAGCCCUAUCCGGCUACUUCGCCGGGGGUAAUCCGUGGCCGCUGCUAGUCAAUUUUGGCUGUCCCGCCGGGUCGACCUCAGAAACUUGCGCCAAGGGCGCCAAUAUGGGCUGGCGCUACUUAUAUAUCACGCUCGGCGGCCUCUGCCUCGUAAUGGCUUUCAUUCGCGCUCUCGUCUUCAAGUCGCGCGAGUCGCCCAGGUGGCUGGUCUCAUGCGGACGUAUCACGGAAGCUGUUGACGUCCUCAACAAGAUUAGCUCAACUAACGGUUCAGAUUAUAGCGUGACAGCCGAGCACUUCAUCCAGGGGCCGCGACAUAGCGUCCAGGUCAACUCACUUAGAGAAAAUGCUCGAAGAGCUGCAAGGCUCUUCUCUGGCGCUCGCCGCCCCCGGCUUAUGGCUUGCCUGACUGUCUUGUGGGCCUUGAUCGGCAUCGCUUAUCCCCUUUACACCGUUUUUCUGCCGUAUUACCUAGCCGCCAACGGGGCCACGCUCGGUGAAGCUAGUACCUACAUCACAUACCGCGAUUGGGCUGUCUCCUCCGUUGUGGGGAUGUUUGGCCCUCUGUUGAGCAUGUACAUGGUGUCAACUCGAUGGCUGCGGUCCCGGAUAUCCAUCGCAAUCACGGGCGUCGCUUGCGCGGCGUUUUCGGCCGCGUUCACCACUAUCAGGACAGAGGGUCAGAACCUCGCUUUCUCCUCGAUGAUAAAUUUCUGGCUCAACGCCCUCUAUGCGAUUAUUUUCUCAUACACUCCGCAAGCUCUCGACGUGGAGAACCGUGGAGUCGGGACAGGCCUGCUUAUGGCUAUCGGUCGUUGUGCUUCUCUGAGUGCGCCAUUCAUAGCCACAUUUGCCGAUGUGACAACGUCUGCACCAAUCUGGGUGUCAUGCGGAUGUUACGUGGUCAUGGGGUUGAUCGCUCUGGCUCUACCGGUUGACACGGCGGCUUUUCGUGGGAGGGCUAGUCAAGAAUAG